Paramecium tetraurelia is the source of this 1992-nucleotide messenger RNA. RefSeq lists its product as uncharacterized. The transcript is spliced from 5 exons. NCBI's taxonomy places the organism in Eukaryota, Ciliophora, Oligohymenophorea, Peniculida, Parameciidae. Gene Ontology annotation, molecular function: long-chain fatty acid-CoA ligase activity. Gene Ontology annotation, cellular component: membrane; endoplasmic reticulum. The record is from RefSeq and is a predicted model, not a curated record.
AUGAACUAAGUUAGAGAAUAUCUUUGUAAAGUAUCUGAAGGAAAGGAAAAUGAAACCCCAAUCUAUAGGCAUCCCUAAUCGAAGGAUGGCUUCCCUCAAUCUAAAUGUACCUUCUAGCAAGAAUUUAUUGAGAAGCUAUAGAGAUUUCCAGAUAAGAAGUCUCUCGGCUAUUACAAUGAGGAAUCAUAAUAAUAUGACUAAAUAACAUAUAAAGAAAUAUUCGAUACUGCUACUCAAAUCGGCUCUGAACUGUAUUCAAGAAAUUCCAUAGUUGAAGUCAAAGAUGAGCAGGGGCUCGUAAUUAAGCCUGUCGGAAUAUAUAUGUCCAACAGAAGGGAAUGGUCCAUUUUGGAUAUUGCUUGCAUCCUUUAUGGAUUUACAUCCUGUCCAUUUUAUGAUACCUUAGGAUAUAAUAGUAUGAAAUAUUCUUUGGAGUAAACUUAAGUGAGUAUCUGCUUUGUCUAAUCAAGUACGAUAAAAGUCCUAGUAGAUGUGAACCAAGCCCAUCUAAAAACUAUUGUUAUUGUAGGUGAAGGCUUCCAAGAAGAAGAUUUGGACAAGUUAAGAGCAUAAGGGAAGGAGAUUGUAACGUGGAAUUAAGUUGUGGAAAAAGGCAAAACUGCCAUCAUUCCAUAUCCCAAUUUAUAGCCAGAUGUUUCAAUGACUCUAGUAUUUACAAGUGGAACCACUGGACAAUCCAAAGCAACUCUCUAAACUUAGUACAAUUUUUAACAGAUGUUGCAUGUUUUUGACUAUCCUCCCAAUUAGAAACUUAAUGAAAAUGAUGUUUAUUUGUCAUACCUGCCUCUACCCCACUUAUUUGAAAGGGUUCUUCAUUUGGGAUCAUUAUUAGCAUCUGCUGAAAUAAACUACUAUAGUGGAAAUGCACAAAACCUAGCUAGAGACAUUUAAAGAUGUAAACCAACUUACUUUGGUGGAGUGCCAAGAGUUUUCAAUAGAUUUUAUGAGGCAAUUUAAAAUGUCGUUAAUUCAUUACCUGAAGAUGCAAAGGACAAAUUUGAACAAGCCUUUGAAAUGAAAUUAAAGUACUUUUAGCAAACUGGAAUACCAGUUCACGAAUAAUUAGAUGCUGCAUUUGUAAAAACAAGAGCUAUCUUUGGUGGAAGACAAAGAGUUAUACUCACUGGAGCUGCUCCUAUAUCAACUAAAGUAAUAAACUUCUUAAAAAUGACUUUGUGCUGUUAAAUUAUAGAAAUAUAUGGCUAAACAGAAACAAUGGGAGGAUCCUUUAGAACAGAUAUCUUUGAUCCUAGUUGUGGUCACGUAGGGGGUCCCACAAUAUCUUAAGAAUUCAAAUUGGUUAGCAUACCAGAAAUUGGGUAUGUCACAGAUAAAAAUGUUGACGGUUUAAUUAGAGGGGAGAUUUGCAUUAGGGGACCAAGCAUUAGCAAAGGAUACUUUAGAGAUCCAGAACAAACAAAAGAGUUAAUUGAUAAUGAAGGAUGGGUACAUACAGGGGAUAUAGGUUAAAUAGUUGAUGGGACCUUAAGACUUAUAGAUAGGAAAAAAAAUUUAUUUAAAUUAUCAUAAGGCGAAUAUGUUGCUCCAGAGAAAGUAGAAAAUCGUUAUUUGAGAUUGAAAGGGAUAUUGGAAAUCGUUGUUUUCGGGGAUUCAUUGUAGAACUAUUGUGUUGGGGUUGUGGUAGUUGAUCCAACUGUUCUAAAAUAGUUCGCAGAUUAAUUGAAAAUUGAAGGUGAUUAUCCUACCUUAUGUGCCAAUAAAGAAAUAAAGAAUUACGUCUUGUCUUAAUUAAACGAAUAAGGAUCAAAAGAAUAAUUGAAUGGAUAUGAACAAGUAAAAAAUAUAUAUCUUGAAUCAAAACCAUUCUAACAAGUAGGAAUAUUGACAGAUAACUUGAAAAUGCAAAGGCACAUGGCUAAGAAACAUUAUCAACAAAUUAUUUAGUAAUUAUAUGAUGAAAUUAUAAAUUGAUGUACAUUAAAAUAUUAAUAGUAUUUAAUUAUUUUCAUA